Messenger RNA from Colius striatus (speckled mousebird), 2854 nucleotides. It is a transcript of the gene CDKL2, whose product is annotated as cyclin dependent kinase like 2. The record is from RefSeq and is a predicted model, not a curated record. The coding region runs from base 94 to 1749 and encodes 551 amino acids. Gene Ontology annotation, molecular function: cyclin-dependent protein serine/threonine kinase activity; ATP binding. Gene Ontology annotation, cellular component: nucleus. Gene Ontology annotation, biological process: protein phosphorylation. Lineage: Eukaryota; Metazoa; Chordata; Aves; Coliiformes; Coliidae. The transcript has 13 exons.
GGCUCUGAGGCCUCGGUACCUUCAGCCCGCCCCGGCCGCGGCCUUGCGGAGCUCUCUCCGUCCUCGGCCUCUCGCAGCGAGAAAGCUGCGGCCAUGGAGAAGUACCAGGUGCUGGGGCUCGUGGGAGAAGGCAGCUACGGGGUGGUGACCAAAUGCAGAAACAAAGAGAGCGGGCAGAUCGUCGCUGUCAAGAAGUUCCUGGAAAGCGAGGACGAUGCGGUGGUGAGGAAAAUCGCCGUGAGGGAAAUCAAGCUGCUGAAGCAACUCAGGCAUGAGAAUCUCGUGAACCUGCUGGAAGUGUACAAAAAGAAGAAACGGUGGUAUCUGGUUUUUGAAUUUGUGGAUCACACAGUGCUUGACGACCUUGAGGCAUUUCCAAACGGACUAGACUACAGCAGGGUUCGGAAAUACUUAUUUCAGAUCAUGAGAGGAAUAGCCUUUUGUCAUAGUCACAAUAUAAUACAUCGUGACAUUAAGCCAGAGAACAUCCUAGUUUCCCAGUCCGGAGUUGUAAAGCUCUGUGACUUUGGAUUUGCCCGUACCUUGGCAGCUUCUGGGGAAGCUUACACAGACUAUGUGGCAACCCGAUGGUACAGAGCUCCGGAGCUGCUGGUGGGAGACAUCAAGUAUGGCAAGGCUGUGGAUGUGUGGGCUAUUGGCUCGCUGAUAACAGAAAUGCUUACAGGAGAGCCCCUCUUCCCUGGAGAUUCAGACAUUGACCAACUCUACCAUAUCACCAAGUGCCUGGGUAAUUUAAUUCCAAGACACCAAGAAUUAUUCUAUAAGAAUCCCCUCUUUGCUGGCAUGAGGUUGCCUGAAGUGAAGGAGGCUGAAUCCCUGGACAAACGAUAUCCCAAGCUCUCUGCUGCAGUGCUAGAUUUAGCCAAGAAUUGUUUGCAGAUUGAUCCAGACAAAAGACCAUCCUGUGCUGAACUCUUGCAGUGCGAUUUCUUUAACAAGGAUGGAUUUGCUGAAAGAUUUGCUCAGGAGCUUAAAUUGAAGAUUCAGAAAGAUGCCAGAGAACAUCAAUUACAAAAAAAAUCAAAGAUAAGCAAAAGGGACAAAGAUGAUGUUUUAGAAGAAAGAAGAAUACUUGAUGUCCAGGAUUUCACCAUUGACCCAAAGAGCAGAGAUGCAAAGCUCUUAAAGGCAAAGCGCUCUAAAGCUGGUACAGAGAAAACAAAUCGUUCCUCCAACCUAAGCUCCCUCUACGACAGUGCGAUCAACCCAUUUAAAAUAAGCUCUCAAACAAGCCUAAAAGAUUCCAGCAGCAGCUUGGACUACCCCAAGAAUCCAGGCAUAUUUAUCCCUCCUAUCAACCAGAACUUUUCUCCCACUAUGGUUGGGCUGGGUCCUGUGCCUGGAAACCUUAAUUACAGAGUUGAUGAAAAAAGCAAAAAAUACUUGAACCCAUUUCUAAAGCAACGGAAGCUUUCUCCAGCAGGCCAUUACAGUGUAAGGCUGACACCGGUUACUAAUGAAAAAAACAUCCUUCAGCCAAAUAGGAAAAAAUGGGAAUUCUCCAAGACAGAGGUGCGUUUGCCAGAACUAAACCAUCUCCCCGAACUGAGAGGAGUGGAAGCAUGGCAUCCCAGAUUUCUGAAAAAGGAAAACAAAACCGUUUCAGAGUCCCGUGUCCCCUCCCUUGCUGCUAUUGACCUACAUAACUUAAGUCUGGCCUCACAGCAGCUGUCAGGGACCUUGAUGCCUGAUGCAUCAGAAGCCAGCUUCCCCAGAGUUGAGCACUAGCUUUAUGGAGAAGAUCACAGCUGCCUGUAAAAGGUGACUGGAACAGCAAGGACAGUCCACCUGAGUUCCAAGGUGCUAAAGCUGCAAGGUCUCAGCAGGAGAGAGAAGGAUCCCUUACUCUGCUGUUAGCACAGUGGGCUGCUGUGGGACGCGGCUCAGGUCCGGCCCAAGGCCAGAGCUCGCGCUGCCAUCACUGCUGGAUUUCUUGCACAUAAACAGCUCCUGAAAUGUUGACUUUCUGGCCAAGGGCCAGGUCUUGUCUGAGGUUGCUCUGAGAAAAAUAGCAGUUAUUGGUGUGUGACGAGAGCAGAAGCUGGUUUGGAGGAUUUUUAUGUAAGAUGGGCUUUCUUUUGUCUAAAUGCUGCCCUCUUGAGGGUUUUCAUUUUAAAUGAAGAGAGCAGAUAAGUGCUGAAUAUGCCAUGUUUCGGUGGGUUAACUGAUCUGUAUUGGAAAGCACCUUUGCCUUGAGAAAUAUGUCAGUGAAGAAAAUGUUUGUGCAAGAAAAACAAUGUUUAAAUGUGUACAUGUUCCCAGCUGUUCCUUUGAAACCCUUGCCUAAUGCUCAGCGUGACCUCACGUCAGCUUCCUCCAUGCUUUUGUCUCCCAGCUUUGGGGCUGUUUGUCUUCUGGGUGUUUAUCUGGACCUGUUUGGCAACACUGAGUCAAUGUCUGGCUGCUGUUAAUGGUGAAGGAAGAAGAUCAGUGUAAAUCACUGAGCCCUGGAGAAAGUAGCAUGUGAAAUGGCUUCUGCAAGCACUCAGUAACUUGAGUUACUUUAGGUCUCUUGGGGAAAGAGGACAUACGAGUGUAAAAGCUUGUGGGGAGAGAAAGAUGGCAUCAUCUCAGGGACGUUGUGAGACCAUUUUUGUUUAACCACCCUCAAGCUGGCUGUGGUCUGUUCUGUGGUGUCCCUGCCUUGCUCCCCACUCUCUUCCCCAUCAGCCCUAGGCUGCUGUCUCAGCUCGCACCCCUCUAUGGUGUAGUUAAUUUUGGAAAUGGUCUUUCCACAAAACCUGGUACCAUGACAGAAUCAUAAUUCAAUUGCCAUUGCAUUUAGAGCUUUGUGGCUAUGCUGUGUUUUGACAUGUACAUUAAAAUAUGUAAA